AUGGAUUAUCAACGACAAUUACUUGAAGAAUUGAUGGCACCUUUUCAAUCUUCUUCAAAGCACACUUUUUGGGAUGAUGCAGUGUGUAAACAUUAUUUAGUCAAGUUUUGUCCUAAUUCUUUAUUUACCAAUACAAAAUCAGAUCUUGGUCCAUGUACUAAAGUACAUGAUGAAAAACUUCAAGCAGCAGAUCGUUCAAAGUAUGGUUAUGAAACCAAAUUUUAUGACUAUUUGACAGUGUUAUGUAAUGAUCUAGAUAAAAAGAUUCGUAAAGGAAAUGAACGUUUAAAUGUUCGUCCUGAUGAUACACUUCUGAAUCCAAAUAAAGAUGAAAAAGAAGAGAAAAUUAUCAUUCUAGAUGAAAAAAUAAAAGAAUUAUUGGUAAAGAUCGAAGAGGCAGGCGAAGAAGGCCGUGUACAAGAAGCACAAACAUUAACCAAAGAAGUGGAAUCACUUCAAAAAGAUUUGGACUUUUUAAGAAAUAGCGAUGACUCAAAUCCACUAUUUAAACAAGAAAGAAGAAUGCUGGUUUGUGAUGUUUGUGGAGCUUUUCUAGUGACUAAUGACACUUCUAAUCGGAUGGAUGCACAUCUGCAAGGAAAACAACAUAAAGGCUAUAAACAAAUUCGUGAAACUCUUCAAGAAUGGAAGCAACAGAGGUCAUAUUCAUCACGAGAACCAAAUCAGAGAGAACAUCGACGAGAUUCAUAUAGUCGACAUGAACCAUAUCCCCCAUUAAUCCUUGCUGGUUUAUGA
This is a messenger RNA of Entrophospora candida, 756 nucleotides long. NCBI's taxonomy places the organism in Eukaryota, Fungi, Glomeromycota, Glomeromycetes, Entrophosporales, Entrophosporaceae. The record is from the annotation of a GenBank genome assembly.